Molecule: messenger RNA, 474 nt
Organism: Fonsecaea erecta
Lineage: Eukaryota; Fungi; Ascomycota; Eurotiomycetes; Chaetothyriales; Herpotrichiellaceae
Exons: 1
Coding region: 1-474 (157 amino acids)
Source: RefSeq, a predicted model, not a curated record
AUGUCCUCCGGGAUGCGAAGGACUCCCACGAGGAGGUCCACAGGAGGUGCAGUCAGGGACGCGGAGAUGGAGGUCCACGCUAUGGUAGCGUCGGGCCUGAUCAGGUGCACACCCGAGCUGAGGCGAAGGGGAGACGAGGUCGUGGUUCUCCUGUGCACGCGGUGCCAGCGCAAGUGCCUGAAGGCUCUGUUGAGAGCAGAAGACAACCUCGACGACCAAGGUGGAAUGAAUCACGGCUUCGCGUGGUCUCGAAUCGUCUUCCAAGCACCAUCCAGCGUUCUGCGGCAGGGAAAUAUGAUUUCUCCACGUCGUCAGGGGGCCCUGUCCCUGGUGUUCGUGGGUUGGCGAAGAGCACCACCUUUCAAUGGAAUGGCUGGCCAAGGUUGGAAAUCCCUGAAGAUGAAGCUGGCGGCGUGGUCGCGCGUCUCAAGGACGAAUCUGAUGCUAUCCCGGUCUUCGUUGACGACGAAUUAG